Recurvomyces mirabilis is the source of this 2067-nucleotide messenger RNA. RefSeq lists its product as uncharacterized. Lineage: Eukaryota; Fungi; Ascomycota; Dothideomycetes; Mycosphaerellales; Teratosphaeriaceae. The record is from RefSeq and is a predicted model, not a curated record. The transcript has a single exon. The coding region runs from base 1 to 2067 and encodes 688 amino acids.
AUGCUUGCUAUCUCACUCGUUUGGACCAUCGCCUGGGUCCAUCAGAUCUACGCUUCAUCAUUGCUCAGAGACGGCACAGAUCAUGGUAUCAUUCGUAGACUGGAGGAUACGUACUUUACGGACCCGGUGGCCGAGGAAGGCGAAGAACUUCAGAAAGAGCUGAGGUCAACUACCCUCGCGACUCUUGAAUCAUUCGAUUGGUUGAAUGUGGAUAACAGUGAAUGGAAAGACUUCGAUGCGAUUGAAACUCACGGUUGGUCUGGCAAGCCAGGCUCCUCGGUCGCAGAUAUGAUCCAGUGGAGGGUUGAUGGCUCUGCGCUUCCCAAUACACUCAGCGAUGCCCUAACUACGCUGAGUCCGGGACAUCUUGGCCAUUGGUACAAGGUUACAUGGGAGCUGCCCGCUCGUCCCAAUCUGAAUAGCAAGGGAUUUUACGAGACCUUGUAUUCUCCUGAACACGGCAUCAUCGUAUCUAUGCACAUGUUCGAUCCUCAUGUUCAUCAGCACCACUCCAGCUCUCUUGUCGAGGACCACUGGGCGCAGAUCACCUACUUGACAUAUUCAGCGAUCCAGAAAAAUCUGAGAUCACAAAAGCAAGCAUACACCGGCAUUACCAAGGUCCUCGUAGUCUUGCCCGCCAAAUGUGCAACAACGACAUUAAUCGAGCAUAUCAUACCCAGGUCGACCUGGGGCCACAUCAAGGCCUACAGUUCUGCUCUCGUUUACCGGCCGUUGAGUCGACACUACAAUGUCUUGCUAGGCUCAAGUGAUGGUAGAACUAUGGCCAAGAUGCUUCUGGAGCGUAGACGCGAACUCGGCCAUCUAGAGAUUCCCGAAAUCCGCGUCUGGGUACCCGAAGAAGGCAAGCCCUGCCUGCUGUUCUCAUUCGCGGGGCGACCGACUCAUAGCGUGGCUUCUAGUGCUGGGAGAAGAAGAGUGAAUACAGUCACCAACGGCAAGGUGCUUGACUCGCCAGUGACUAGCUCGGCAAGUGCGACGUUCUACAAGACCAGGUCCGGCACAAUCGUGUUAAUCCAGGUGCUUCUGAUAGCGAUAGCCAUACUGAUCCAGCUUUCCGCCGCUCUACCUGUGGACUCCGAUUUUACGGCUUUGAGUCUGAACGCCCCACUCAAUGCACUUGAUAUCGCCGAGCAUCAGGGCAGCCAGCUCCUGGACGAUCUCCAGAGCUCUUUUGUCAACCCGCCUCCAGAGACAGAGGAUGCUCGGGAACUCUUGGACGACUGGACAUGCUAUUCUAGCAUUAGAGACCAUGGAUUCAGUGUCAAAGGGGAAAUUGAUAUUUGUAAAGACCUCGCCUCCCCGACUGCUUUCGGGCCAUAUCUACGAGAUCUUAUGAUAACUUUGACGGCUGACCAAUCGGCUCCCUGGCACUUUGUGACGUGGCAUAUUGAGGCUAAAGAACAUCUCCAGAGUAAGGGAGAAUAUAGCACUGCCUAUAAUCCCCGAGCCGGCAUCAUUAUAACCAUUACGAAAGAGGACCCAUCGGUCCGCUAUUCUCACGAUGUUGAGAAACAAGAGGACCAUUGGCCUUCCAUAACCUUCCUCACGCAAGAGAUGAUAAGCAGGCGCACAGUAGCGAUAACACCACAGAACUUUCGCACAAGUAUCAAGCAAAUCGUCAUGGCUGAUGUAAAGGGCCCAACUACGUCUCUCUUCGCCGACCUUCACGCGCGCUCGACCUGGAGUCGGCUGUCAAGAUUUGCAGACGCUCUCGUGUACACGCCAGAGAGGGAUCCGAAAGAAUUCAAAGCUCUUCUUGGUUCAGCAGAAGGACUGUCGGUAGCCCUGAUGCUGCUGGAGCGAAGAGCCGAGCUUGGCCGCCUUACGGUUUCGGAAAUCAAAGUCUUCGUGCAUAACGACCGGCCAAUCCUGAUAUCCUGUGUUGCCGCACGCCCGGGUUUGAAUGCAGCUUCCGGCGUUGCCAAGAAAGAUCUCGAUGCGGACUUGGGUAUGGUGCCCACUGCUACCCGCUCGUUCAACAAGAGCUUGCGAUAUCGGAAGAGGUUCCGACAGGGUCGAUCCCUCAACAGAUGUGACCGAGAGUAG